Glycine soja is the source of this 573-nucleotide messenger RNA. RefSeq lists its product as uncharacterized. Gene Ontology annotation, biological process: telomere maintenance; DNA repair. Lineage: Eukaryota; Viridiplantae; Streptophyta; Magnoliopsida; Fabales; Fabaceae. Gene Ontology annotation, molecular function: DNA helicase activity. The record is from RefSeq and is a predicted model, not a curated record. The coding region runs from base 1 to 573 and encodes 190 amino acids. The transcript has a single exon.
AUGCACAAUGAUAGACCUUUUGGAGGAAAGGUCAUUGUUUUUGGUGGUGAUUUCCGUCAAAUACUGCCAAGUUUGCCAAGAGGUAGUCGGUCUGAUAUUGUGCAUGCAAGUAUAAAUGCAUCAUACAUAUGGGACCAUUGUCAAAUUCUUAAAUUGACAAAGAACAUGCAUUUGCAAACCAAUGCUGCCGGUACCAAUAGUGAUGACCUAAAACAAUUUUCUGAUUGGCUACUAGACAUAGGUGAUGGCAAACUUGGGGAAACUAAUGAUGGUUAUGGCAAAAUCAGCAUUCCUGAUGAGUUUCUUAUCAAGGACUUUAAUGAUCCUAUCCAGGCAAUUGUUGAGACAACAUAUCCUAACUUCUUACAAAACUAUGGCAACAGAGAUUUCUUGCAGAAAAGAGCUAUUCUAGCCUCUACAAAAGAUGUUGUUGAUAGUAUAAAUGAUUAUGUCAUGUCUUUGAUACCCAGUGAGGAGAAAGAGUAUUGUAGUGUUGAUAAAUCCGAUCAACUACUCAAUUCUGCAUUUGGAGUUCUAACACCUGAAUUUCUGAACUCAUUGAAAACAUCAUGA